UCGGAUCUACAGCCUAGUCCGGCACCAGCAUCUUCGGCAGACCCUUCGUUUGGAGAUGUUUUAGAUGCAGAAAGCAUACCCCAGUAUGAAGAUCCAUACGAAAGAGCGGUUUCGUAUAUGGAAAAGCAUCAUAUACUGCAUGUCUUUAGGGAAAUCACUGAACACAUGGUCUAUGCAAGACCAGACGAUCCUUUGCAAUUCAUGCUGACCGAGGUUGAAAAUUUGAUGAAAGACAGAGAACGAAGAAUGGCUGAAAUGCUACAAAAACCAAAGAGCGGCUAACGAAAUCGUUCAAAUCUUCGUAACUACAUUUUUUUUAUGCAAACGAGUCGUUGGAAAGAGUAUCAACUUAUGAAUAUUUAUGUUUUUUUUUCAUUCUUUAGGUUAAAUGCAUUCGCAGCGAAAAAAACUUGAUUCGUUUUCAGCCAAACUUAGUUUUGAGGUAAAUCUGUUUUUACUUAAAACGUUCUUGCCAAGAACAAGGGUAAAAGGGAAUCAUGUUAAAUAAAAUUCUAAUACAAUCGUUGCAAUAACUGCCCCAUUGAUACAGUACUUGUAAUAGUUUGCGUUGAAGGCGUGCGAAAUUUUUUGUUUUUUAUAUUCGUUGAUUGGACCUCACAAAUCUUUUGUCAGAUAUUGUAAAAAUCUUCCUGAGUGUAUUGCAAUAUGACGGCAUAAGAAAUGAAUAAAAUCAACUAAAAGCCAUGUAAACUGAAACAAACCAUCAGACUAUGGAGAGGUUUUUUUCACAUUUAUUGUUCACUUUUUAUGUUCUAUUUUCUUUCGUAUUUUACCUUUUACAUCUUAGGCAGCUGUUAGGAGUUAUCUAGGAAGAGGAAACUUGUGUAUCAGAAUGCUUGAACAUGUUUAGCAUUUACUUGACUUGUGUAGAGAAUUUUGAUUUAAGCUGUUAUGUCUGUAUGGAGUUAAUCAACUUGUGCCGCUGACGUAUUUUUGUUUUCAUAUACUGCAUAUUUUUUUUGCAUGAUCUUGAUCACUGUGAGUGACAAAAUUUCAUUAUUUUAUGAGUAAAUGUUUAUCAAUAUGGGUUUACAUCACAGAGUUCUGUUUUGAAGCAUCGAGAAAAUUAAACAACUACAUAAUUGGGCGAUUUUGGACUGGCGGUACUGAAAAUGAUAAAAGUUUUUUGUCAUUCUGCAAGAAAUUUUGAAUAAAUUUAGAUAAUCAGCCGA
Messenger RNA from Styela clava, 1193 nucleotides. Its product is annotated as testis-specific expressed protein 55-like. Lineage: Eukaryota; Metazoa; Chordata; Ascidiacea; Stolidobranchia; Styelidae. The record is from RefSeq and is a predicted model, not a curated record.